AUGCCUAGAGACGACCUCUCCAUCGACUUCGUCAGGAAGAUGCCGCCAGCCGCCGAGCUCGACCCAUCAAUAAUCCUCGACGAAUGGAUUCACAACACCCAGAACCUCCCCGAGGAGAUCCGCUUCAUGCAGGACGAGAUCGCCGAGAAGGACCGACAGUACGACAAGCUGGUGAAAGAGAUCGAGAAAAACGACGAGCGCAUCCAGAAAUUCAUCAAAGCCAACGGCAGCUUCCAGCCGAACCCAAAGGAGGAAGAAUACCGCGCCACCAUCCUCAAGAACUUUGAGCUCGCCGAGCAGCUGUCCAAGGAAAAACUCGAGCUCACCCGAAAGCUCCAACACACCUUCGACAAGCAUCUCCGCGCCCUCGACAAGCAGAUCAAGAUUCUCCACGACCGCGGCGACCCCGGCUUCACCGACCCCGACGAGCUCCCCUCCCUCGUUCGCGACAGCGCCGCCAACAUUACCAGCACCCCGACCGUCCUCCGCCCCGUCAACGGGAACCACCCCAUAUCCACUGCCCUGAACGGCCUCGCAAACGGCGGCACUGGCCCCAACGGCGGCGGCGCUGGCCGAACGAACCAGCUCCGCAACGUCCCGCAGCACAACUCGGCCUCAGCGCCCGCCACGCCCGCCGCGACUAUAAUCCUCAACCAGCAGCGUGCCCGCGAGAGCUCUGCCGGGCCAGGAGGAGGAGGCGGCGCCGCGCGCAAGGGUGCCGUCCGCUCCAACAGCGGUCUAAACCUACAAACAAGCGGAAUCGGCCGGCACUCCUCUCUAGGACCAGGCACGCCCAAAUCCUCCACAACCUCGGCGGGCGGUGGUCAACGCGCCGGCAGCGCUGGGCCCCGCGGCACAGGCAAGGCUUCAGGAGGCGGUAGCACCAGUCGCAAGUCCGUACCCUCUGGUAGUUCGGCCGCCUCCCGUAAGAAGGGCAGCAGCGUGCCCACCGCCGGCAGCGGUACUGGACCCGGCGGUGCUUCCGCCAACGGUCCCUCAGGUAGCUCAGGCCAUAAAUCCUCCCUCUCCCGCGUGCUCAAGCGCGCCGGCACUGGUACCAGUAGCGGAGCAAAGAACAGUCCCAACUCGACCUCCCGCGCCAACUCAACAGGCGACAGCGACCUCUCAGACGCCGACUCGAACCUCUCCGGCUCAGACACCGAUCACCGUCGUAUCGGCGGUGGUGGCAGUGGUCAAACAGGCCGUAACACCCCUCUCGGCUCUCACUCCCGCUCCGCUUCCCAUCACCAUCACACCUCCUCCUCCUUCUCCCACAAAGACGACCUCUCCCACGGCGGCGGACACCACACAGGAGGUCACCACCCCUCCUCCUCCCUCGCCUCCAACGGCGGCGGUCACAGUCAAGGACAUUUCCAACCCCGCACCUCCCUCCCCGGUCCCCCCGGCUCCCACUCCCACUCCGUUUCUAACCACAACCGCAACCGUUCCACACAUCACCAGCUCCAAGAAAUGCAUCGCUCCCCCUCCCUCUCCGGCCGCAACAUCCACUCCAACAGUCAUAACCAAACCCAUCAAAACCCUAAUCUAUCCGACGACGAAAUGGACCUAGACGACAACGACAACGACCAAAUGGAAAUGGAACUAGACGACGAAGAAGCCGGCGAUGACAGGAAAUACUGCUUAUGUCAGAACGUUUCGUUCGGAGACAUGGUGGCGUGCGACAAUGACGAGUGUCCUUAUGAGUGGUUCCAUUGGAGCUGUGUGGGAUUGAAGAGCGAGCCGAAUGGGACUUGGUAUUGUCCUGUUUGUGCGAAGAAUAUGGAGAGGGGGGGUGGUGGUGGUGGUGGGAACCAAAAUAGCCAGGGACAGGGAGGAGGAGGAGGAGGAGGGAGGGGGGAUGGUGGUAAUAGUCAGGGGAAGAAGAGUAGUAGUAGCCAGGGAGCGGGAGGGGGGCUGAGUAGUCAGGGUGGAGGAGGGCAGUGA
This is a messenger RNA of Sordaria macrospora k-hell, 1944 nucleotides long. RefSeq lists its product as uncharacterized. Lineage: Eukaryota; Fungi; Ascomycota; Sordariomycetes; Sordariales; Sordariaceae. The record is from RefSeq and is a predicted model, not a curated record. Gene Ontology annotation, cellular component: NuA4 histone acetyltransferase complex; nucleus. Gene Ontology annotation, biological process: regulation of DNA-templated transcription.